Molecule: messenger RNA, 1277 nt
Organism: Linum trigynum
Lineage: Eukaryota; Viridiplantae; Streptophyta; Magnoliopsida; Malpighiales; Linaceae
Source: the annotation of a GenBank genome assembly
CAUACCGUGAUUUCCCACAUGCCAAUCGGCCAUCAAGAAUGGUCAAAGGAUCAUUCUUUCUAACCUUUUCCCGAACUUAUGAACUGCUGGUUUCUCAUUUCGUAUACAGGUUCUGCAUGGAUGGUGCUUUCUCGGCCAUUCAUCGAUUACACAAUCUGGGGUUGGGACAAUUUGCCUCGAACAACCCUAAUGUACUACUCAAACUUCAUAUCAUCCCCAGAAGGCUACUUCCACACAGUCAUCUGCAACGCCCUCGAGUUCCGCAACACAACUGUAAAUAGUGACCUCCACUUCAUCGCGUGGGACAACCCUCCGAAGCAACAUCCUCACCACCUGACUAUCGCUGACAUGGACAAAAUGGUUGAGAGUAACGCCCCAUUUGCUCGGAAGUUCAGGCAGGAUGAUCCUGUCCUCGACAGAGUAGACUCAGAGCUCCUGUCAAGAGGUCCCGGCAUGUUCACCCCUGGUGGCUGGUGCAUUGGGAGUCGAGGGGAGAACGGAACUGAUCCCUGCUCCAUCAUCGGUAACACCACAGUUGUCAGACCGGGCCCUGGAGCGAAAAGACUGGAAACGCUGAUUGGAUCUCUCCUAUCCACUGAGAAUUUCCGACCAAGGCAGUGCAAAUGAUGAAAAAAGAAAAGAGUUUGAUAGCAUUUAUCAAGCAUGUCAGCAUACUGGGUACGGGGAACGAACGGUAAGAUGAAGCUGAAUGUACACUCGAAUUCACGGUGUUAUACAUGGUGAUGGAAGGCUAUGGCGAGAAGGAACUAGGAAGAUACAGCUGGGAUUUACUUCUGCACAUUGAUUAUCACGGUAAAAACCCAUUCAUACCCUGUUACUAGUCACCCCUAGAACUUGUUUCUUUUUUUGGUUUUCGGUGUGGAAUUAGUGAUAUCUUCCAUGUUCAAGGUCAUUUCCUCCCCCUGUAACAUUAGCAAUGAAAAUCGAGAUUGAUGCUGAAUGAAAAUGAAUAGGUCCAGAAAGAGGAAGGGUUCUAAUGUAAGGUCUGUCACUGUACUGGCAUGUUACUACAUACACAUCUUGGUUGGUAAUUCGUUUGCCAGAAAUUGCAGGCUGGAAUUCUAUCCUCUUUUUGUGUCUUUAUCUAUCCUCCAUCCCAAACGCGCACGCACCAUGGCAAGGCUGCGGGCAGUUGUUGUAGUUUAGAGGGUUAAGCUGAUUUGCAGGAAGUGCAUCAGCGGGAAUCUAGGCACAGCUGAACCAGAGAUUGAGGUCACGGGUUGUAGUAGCAUACAAAACAAACUGUUUCCUUUCUA